This is a messenger RNA of Cotesia congregata, 1179 nucleotides long. Lineage: Eukaryota; Metazoa; Arthropoda; Insecta; Hymenoptera; Braconidae. The record is from the annotation of a GenBank genome assembly.
AUGUUGAAAAUAAAAAUAUCUAGUUACUUCAUAUUCCGUCAAAUCAUUAAAGGACUAACGAUGGCUUCCGGUUUUUGGCCCAGUGAGAAUCUCUCGUUACCUUAUCGCCUAUUAUCUUACAUGCAGUUAUCGCUAAACUUCGGAAUGUUUCUCGCGAUAUUCAAUUUCGUCCGGUUAUACGCUCAUAGGCUGGCACUUCUAAUAAAAAGCUUCGGUGUUAUGACCACUUAUCUGUCAUCGACUCUCAAGAUAACAUGCUUUUUAAUAAAUCGUAAAGAAGCGUUAGAACUUCAUCGUAUUUUAGACCCAUAUUUUACAAAAUUAGCCCAAGACCGUCAGAUGAAAAAAAUUAUUUUCAAAAAAUUCACGUUGUUGAAACUAAUAACCUGGUUGUUUUUCUUCUGCGUCUUUAUUACCUUGUCGGCAAUGAUUAUCACGCCACUAAUAGAUAUUGCAAUGCAGCAUCACAAACCUGGAAAAAGCAUUAAAUAUCCGUUGAUAUACCCGAGCAAAUAUCCAUGGCAAACAUCCUCAAAUGGAUGGGCAUACAAACUGACCUUUCUUUUUGAAACGCUGGCGACAGCAUCUCUCUUUUGUAUAUCAUUGAGCGUUGAUUCGUUGUUUUUGUUUUAUAUUUUCCAAAUAAUUGGACAAUUGAGAGAAAUGGGUUACUGUAUAACCCAUACAGAUGGGUACAAUGAAAAAGGUAAAGAUUUUGUUAUACGCAAAGCAGUGUAUCAAUAUCAAAGGUUGAUCAGAGCAAAAGAAAUAAUUGAGAAGAUUUAUGGUCCGAUUGUUUUAUGGAUAAUGUGCACGAAUGCAGUAAUAAUGUGCGUCUUCAUUUUUCAAUCUAUGCAAGUACUACGUUUAUUUGCAGAUGAAAAAUUUACCGGUUGUGAGAUUGAUGAUGAUUUUCACGUACGUUCUGUCAAAAGUAUUACAAACGUUUAUAUACGCUUGGAGUGGCACCUGUUUGACGGCGGAGAUUACAGAGAAGCUUUGUACAAUAUUGAUUGGUAUGGAAGUAAAAAGAUUAUGACCUCAAUUAUAAUAAUGAUGGCACAAAAACCGAUGAUUGUUACUGCUCUUAAUUUUUCCACUGUUACUGUUGAUAUUUUCACCAUGGUUAUGAAAACAACUAUUUCGUAUUUUUUCCUUCUUCAAACCCUCGAAGAACAA